AUGUACUCAUUGCCUUGGAUCAGACUGGGAAUCGUCUUUCUUGGGUGUCUUCACUUUAAAAGUGCGAUUGCCAGCGACGAGCUGGCACGGGCGCAAAUAGCGCUCAACACCUUACAGACCUGGUAUAAUACAACCAGCGGUCUUUGGGACACAUGCGGAUGGUGGAAUGGCGCCAAUUGCAUGACUGUGAUUGCAGAUAUGGCUCAAGUCGACUCCUCAGUGGGAGAUCUCGCAACCGGUGUGUUUCAAAAUACUCUCGCCCAGGCCCCAGUCUAUAAUCCCAAUCCCGGCCCCGAGAACAGAACCCAAGCUCGAGUCACAGAUGGUGUGAAUGCGGUCAAUUGGCUGGACUCGGCGUACGAUGAUGACGGCUGGUGGGCACUGGCUUGGGUUGCAGCAUACGACGUUACCAAGGACUCGACAUAUCUGACUCUGGCCCAGGGAAUUUUCGCAAAUCUGGCCAAGGUCUGGGGCACCCGUUGCGGAAACGGUGGCAUAUACUGGAGCACGACCAGUUCAUAUGUGAAUGCAAUCACUAACGAGCUGUUCCUCUCGGUGGCUGCGCACCUUGCGAAUCGAGCGUCAUCAGAUGUCGAGAAAGAGAAUUAUGUGCAAUGGGCGCAGAAACAGUGGACCUGGUUCUCGACCCAGGACUUUUUUGGCCCUGAUUACACGAUCAACGAUGGUCUUCUGGGAAAUUGUCAGAAUAAUAAGCAGACUGUCUGGUCCUACAACCAAGGCGUCAUAUUGGGUGGCUUGGUUGAACUGAAUAGAGCGGCACCAAACCAGACAUAUCUGGACUGGGCAAACAGAAUUGCCCAAGCGGCAAUAAACAAGCUCGCAGAUGCAAAUUCGGUGAUUCACGACGUCUGCGAGCCCAACUGUGCCCCCGACGGGACUCAGUUCAAGGGCAUUUUCAUCCGCAACCUAAAGUCCCUGCAGAUGGCGUCUCCAAACGCGGUGUAUCAACGAGUCAUUACUUCUUGCGCGGACAGUAUCUGGACCAAUGAUCGCAAUCCGGACAAUGAACUGGGUGUCAACUGGGCAGGGCCAGUUGCCUCUGUGGAUGCUUCGACACACAGUUCCGCGUUGGACGCGCUUGUUGCUGCGAUUGGGGUGUAG
Penicillium diatomitis is the source of this 1122-nucleotide messenger RNA. RefSeq names its product putative glycosyl hydrolase. Bases 1 to 1122 code for a protein of 373 amino acids. The record is from RefSeq and is a predicted model, not a curated record. The transcript is spliced from 3 exons. Gene Ontology annotation, biological process: carbohydrate metabolic process. NCBI's taxonomy places the organism in Eukaryota, Fungi, Ascomycota, Eurotiomycetes, Eurotiales, Aspergillaceae.